GUUAUACCCCCUAUUUUGAGGUGGGGGUGGGGUAAAUACUCACCCACUGGUCUGCAAGACUGCAACUUCAUAACGUCUAUUUCUUCUUCUUCUUCUCUCACUCUAUAAAGAAAAGAAAAUGCCAGCAAUGCUGCCACAGCCUUUUUAACCUCAUCAUAACACCACCGCACAACUCACCAACCCCAAGAACCAUAUACCUGCAAACUCUCAUUCUAUCCUACUUCUUACCUAUUUAGUUUUCUUGUUAAUAAUUAUCUAUAUAUAGUAAAAAAUAGCUUUCUGUUUAUAAAGCAUCCGGAAUUCACGUGCUUUUCUUAUCCCCUUUUCCUCUUUUUGUUAUAAAGAUUUGAUUUUUUUUUAAUAACAGAGGAUGUGAAUGAGCCUAAUUUGAAGUGUUUUAGAGAAAAAGAGGGUAAAGAUUGAAUCUUUAUGAGGUUUAGUGAGAUGGGUGUGUGGUGGUUUUGUGGAUUGGUCAUUUUGGGUUUGGUAAUUGGAGGAAAAGGGUAUCCAGAGGAGGAUUUAGUGAAGGCAUUGCCUGGACAACCUAAGGUUGGUUUUAGGCAAUAUGCAGGGUAUGUAGAUGUGGAUGUGAAAGCUGGGAGGAGUUUGUUUUACUACUUUGUUGAAGCUGAGGUGAAACCUGAUGAGAAACCUCUAACUCUUUGGCUCAAUGGAGGGCCAGGUUGCUCAUCAAUUGGUGGAGGUGCUUUUACAGAGUUGGGACCAUUCUUUCCCACAGGUGACGGUAGAGGUCUUCGAAGAAAUUCAAAAUCAUGGAAUAAAGCAUCAAAUCUCCUCUUUGUUGAAUCUCCAGCUGGAGUAGGAUGGUCGUACUCAAAUACAAGUUCAGACUAUACCACUGGUGAUGCAAAGACUGCAAUGGAUAUGCAUAUGUUCAUGAUGGAAUGGGUGAAGAAAUUCCCGGCAUUCAAAUCAAGGGAACUAUAUCUCACAGGAGAGAGUUAUGCAGGGCAUUACAUUCCACAGUUAGCUGCUGCUCUUUUAGACCACAAUGAGCACUCAAAGGAAUACAAGUUCAACAUUAAAGGAGUUGCAAUUGGGAAUCCACUUCUGAGACUUGAUCGUGAUGUUCCCGCAACCUAUGAAUACUUUUGGUCUCAUGGAAUGAUUUCUGAUGAAGUAGGCCUAACAAUUAUGAAUCAGUGUGACUUUGACGAUUAUACCUUUGGCAGUCCACACAAUGUUUCACAAGCAUGCAAUAAUGCCAUAUCUGAAGCAAAUACCAUUGUUGGUGAAUAUAUAAAUAACUAUGAUGUGAUCCUUGAUGUGUGCUAUCCGUCUAUAGUGGAACAAGAGCUGCGAUUAAAGAAAAUGGCUACUAAAAUUAGUGUAGGUGUUGAUGUGUGCAUGAGCUAUGAAAGGCGUUUCUAUUUUAACCUUCCAGAGGUUCAGAAAGCCCUUCACGCAAAUAGGACGAACUUGCCUUAUACCUGGUCGAUGUGCAGCAAUGUUCUGAAGUACAGCGACACAGAUGGAAACAUCAAUAUUCUUCCGUUGCUCAAAAGAAUAAUCGAAAACCAUAUUCCUGUUUGGGUUUUCAGCGGAGACCAAGAUUCUGUUGUGCCAUUGCUUGGAUCCAGGACCCUUGUACGCGAGCUAGCUCAUGACAUGGGGUUCAAGAUUACAGUCCCUUAUGGAGCUUGGUUUCACAAAGGACAGGUGGGAGGAUGGCAAACGGAGUAUGGCAAUCUGUUGACCUUUGCCACUGUUAGAGGUGCUGCACAUAUGGUACCAUAUGCACAACCUGCAAGAGCUUUGCAUCUGUUUAGUUCAUUUAUACGUGGCCGGAGGCUCCCAAACAACACACGUCCCUCCAUCGACGACUAGGAAAAAGCCUCCACUGAGCACUUUAAAGUUGGUUAUAGGUAUAGUUACUUGAGUGAGGAUGAAUAUUAGGGACUUCCUAUAUAAACAGGAAGAAACAAAACCAUUGCAUUGAUAAUUGGCUUUGAAGUAGCUGAAGAAAAAGAUUUCCUAGAUUGACAGUGUGAUAGAGAUAGGGGAACAUAUGUCAAGUAACUUCUCUUUUAUCUUAAAUUAAAUAUCUUUGAAUGAAAUAAAGAAAGCAAGUUGUUCAUUCUCAAAA
Molecule: messenger RNA, 2107 nt
Organism: Solanum pennellii
Lineage: Eukaryota; Viridiplantae; Streptophyta; Magnoliopsida; Solanales; Solanaceae
Product: serine carboxypeptidase-like 42
Exons: 10
Coding region: 430-1848 (472 amino acids)
Biological process (GO): proteolysis
Molecular function (GO): serine-type carboxypeptidase activity
Source: RefSeq, a predicted model, not a curated record